This is a messenger RNA of Salvia miltiorrhiza (redroot sage), 2159 nucleotides long. RefSeq lists its product as uncharacterized. Gene Ontology annotation, cellular component: membrane. The record is from RefSeq and is a predicted model, not a curated record. The coding region runs from base 219 to 2000 and encodes 593 amino acids. Lineage: Eukaryota; Viridiplantae; Streptophyta; Magnoliopsida; Lamiales; Lamiaceae. The transcript has a single exon.
UUGCCCGGGUAUACACAUUAUAAAUGACCCCACUUGCUUCACACAUAAAUACGAACGAGACAUGCAAAUUUACAAACAUAGUCUUUCUCUAAAUUAAAUGUUGUUUGUCUCCUAGUUAGCGGCGAUGCUCAAAUAGCUAGGGAUAUCUUCAUCACUCAUAAAUUAAACCAAUUACAACUACAUUUCUCCCACCCUAUUGUAUAUUAAUCUAACUAACCAUGGUGGCCGCAACCAACGAGUCGGGCACCGGCUCCUUCGCGGCCCAAGUGAUCACGGGGCGAUGGUUCAUGGUAUUCGCCACCACCCUGAUCAUGGCCGCGGCCGGGGCCACCUACAUGUUCGGUCUGUAUUCUCCAGAGAUCAAAAAAUCUCUGGGGUACGACCAGACCACCCUCAACCUCCUCUCCUUCUUCAAGGACUUCGGCUCCAAUGUCGGGGUCCUGGCGGGGCUCAUCAACGAGGUGACCCCGCCGUGGGUGGUCCUAUCCAUCGGCUCCGUCCUCAACCUCUUCGGCUACGUCAUGAUAUGGCUAGCCGUCACCCGACGCAUCGCCCGCCCCCAGGUCUGGCACAUGUGCCUCUACAUCUGCAUCGGCGCCAACUCGCAGUCCUUCGCCAACACCGGCGCCCUCGUCACCGCCGUGAAGAACUUCCCCGAGUCCCGGGGGGCCGUCCUCGGCCUCCUCAAGGGGUUUGUCGGGCUGAGCGGCGCCAUCAUCACGCAGAUCUACAACGCCGUGUACCACAACGACCCUCGCGCCCUCAUCCUCCUCAUCGGGUGGCUCCCCGCCGCCAUCUCCUUCGUCUUCCUCCGCACCAUCCGCAUCAUCAAGAUCGUCCGCAUCCCUCACGAGCUCAAGGUCUUCUACAAGUUCCUCUACGUCUCCCUCGGCCUCGCCGGAUUCCUCAUGAUCCUCAUCAUCCUCCAGAAGCAGCUCAACUUCACGCGCACCGAAUUCAUCAUCGGCGCCGCCACCGUCAUCUGCUUGAUCUUCCUCCCAAUGGUCAUCGUCAUCAAGGAAGAACUCUACAUCACCCAGAAGAAAAAGCUAGAUUCAAUAUCCAACCCUCCUCAUCAACAAGUCCAAAUCGUCGCGGAGAAACCGCCGCCGCCGCCGCUGCCGGCGGCGGCGCCGCCGCAAAAUGAAGAAAUGUCAUGCUGGAACCCUAAAAGCAUGUUUCAUCCACCGCCUCGAGGCGAUGACUACACAAUCCUUCAAGCUCUCUUCAGCUUGGACAUGCUUAUCCUAUUUUUCGCGACGAUCUGCGGCGUUGGCGGAACCCUAACCGCCAUUGACAACCUGGGGCAAAUUGGGGCUUCGCUAAAUUAUCCGAAAAAGAGUAUUAGCACAUUCGUAUCGCUUGUAAGUAUAUGGAAUUAUCUUGGUAGAGUAGUUUCGGGGUUCGGAUCGGAGCAUUUCCUGAAAAAGUAUAAAAUCCCGCGGCCGUUGAUUCUCACUCUAACCCUAGCGAUUUCAUGCAUCGGGCAUUUGCUGAUCGCCUUCGACGUUCCAAACGGGAUGUACGUGGCGUCGGUGAUUAUCGGAUUCUGCUUCGGGGCGCAGUGGCCGCUGCUGUUCGCGAUCAUAUCGGAGCUGUUCGGGCUCAAAUACUACUCCACGCUUUACAAUUUCGGGUCGGUGGCGAGCCCGAUCGGGCUGUAUUUGCUGAACGUGAAGCUGACGGGGCACUUGUAUGAUAAGGAGGCGCUGAAGCAGCUGCGGGCCAAGAACCUGACUCGGGUUGAGGGGGAGGAGUUGGAUUGUAAUGGGGCGGUGUGCUUUAAGUUGGCGUUUUUGGUCAUUGCGGCGGCGACGGCGUUCGGCGCGGUGGUUUCGCUGCUUUUGGUGGUGAGGACGAGGAGGUUUUAUAAGAGUGAUAUUUAUAAGAAGUUCCGGGAGGAGGCGGAGGCGGCGGCCGCCGCCGAGGGGGAGAUGGCGGUGAUCCCCGCCGCCGGGAAUGGGAACGGCCACGCGCAGAGUAGCGUUAUUUCCAAGUAGUCUAUGUGUGUGUGUGUGUGUGUUGUGUGCGUGUGACAGAGAAAGAGAGAGAUAUAGUUUGGUGUAAUGAUAGAGAAAGUAUAUAGAAAUAUAGGGUUGAGAAAGAUUUCGAAAAGAUUAUUUGUUCGCCCAAAAUGAAAUUUGAUUUUUGCACUUUCA